GAAGAAUUAAAGAUGGCAAAAAGUGAUGACGGCAUACGGAUCUUGCAGGGUCUAUUAGUCUUUGGGAAUGUGGUCAUUGGGAUGUGUGGCAUUGCCCUGACAGCUGAGUGCAUCUUCUUUGUGUCUGAUCCCAAUGGUCUCUACCCUCUGCUGGAAGCCACAGAAAAUGAUGACAUCUAUGCUGCUGCCUGGAUUGGCAUCUUUGUCGGUUUUGCACUCUUUGCUCUGUCUAUCCUCGGUAUCAUUGGAGUCAUUAAGUCAAACAGGACCUUGCUGCUGGUGUAUGUUAUUCUGAUGCUGAUCACUUAUGCAUUUGAAAUGGCUUCUUGCAUCACAGCAGCAACUCACCGAGACUUUCUCACUCCAAAUCUCUUCCUGAAGCAAAUGCUGGAGAGGUAUCAGAAGUCAGAGACAGACAAUAACAAUGACAACUGGAUGACUAAAGGGGUCACAAAGACAUGGGAUAAACUCAUGCUUCAGAACCAGUGCUGCGGGGUGCGGGGCCCCUCCGACUGGCAGGAUUACACAUCUGCCUUCCGUGUCACGCACAGCGAUGCCGACUUCCCUUGGCCACGCAAUUGCUGUGUCAUGGAUGCCCAAGGGUCUCCUGUCAACCUCGAUGGCUGCAAGCUUGGAAUCCCCGGCUACUAUAACAGCAAUGGUUGUUAUGAUGCUAUUUCUGGGCCAAUGAACACACAUGCCUGGGGUGUUGCCUGGUUUGGUUUUGCCAUCCUCUGCUGGACUUUCUUCGUUCUCCUUGGUACCAUGUUCUACUGGAGCAGAAUUGAAUACUGA
This is a messenger RNA of Leptosomus discolor (cuckoo roller), 795 nucleotides long. It is a transcript of the gene UPK1B, whose product is annotated as uroplakin 1B. The record is from RefSeq and is a predicted model, not a curated record. Lineage: Eukaryota; Metazoa; Chordata; Aves; Leptosomiformes; Leptosomidae. Gene Ontology annotation, cellular component: membrane.